This is a messenger RNA of Jatropha curcas, 2306 nucleotides long. RefSeq names its product RNA-binding CRS1 / YhbY (CRM) domain protein. Lineage: Eukaryota; Viridiplantae; Streptophyta; Magnoliopsida; Malpighiales; Euphorbiaceae. Gene Ontology annotation, molecular function: RNA binding. The record is from RefSeq and is a predicted model, not a curated record.
CGUUUUUAUGAUCAGUGCACUGUAAACCGAUAAACAGUCGUCAAAAGAAGCACAGAACCCGGCCCAAAACCUAAAACCCUGAAAUUCCCAGUUCAAAGGUAAUUAAAGAACAAUGAAAUAAGGAGAAGGAAACAACAAUUGAGAGAGAGGGAGCCAGAUAGAUCCUUUACCGGUGUAAAUGUUUGCCGCGAGGAAAGUUCAUAGACAUUGCUUGAAAACACUCUCUUCUCUUCUCCUAUCCAAUCCUAACAGACAUGUUACGUUAGUAAAGGAUGUUAGUCCAAAGCUCAAUUGUAUAAAUGUAAUGCAAUCAAAUGAUAGUCGUGAAGAUGGGUUUUCCUCUUUUUCACCAUUGUAUCAUCCCUUCAAAGGUGGGUGGUGCCGAGGGAUGUCUACUUCUAAAGGAAGGAGCAUGAGAAGUAGGGUGGAGAAGCGGAUGCAAAAAGAAUCCGGUAAAACUGUUAGAGAGAUUCGGAGAGCAAAAAAGUUGAAGAAGAAAUUGAUGACUGAUGAGGAGAGGGAACUUUACAACCUCAAGAGAGCCAAGAAGAAAGUUGCUUUGCUCCUACAAAAGCUCAAGAAGUAUGAACUACCAGAGCUGCCACCCCCUGUGCAUGACCCUGAGCUGUUGACACUGGAGCAGCUUCAGGCAUAUAAGAAAAUUGGAUUCAGAAAUAGAAAUUAUGUUCCAGUUGGUGUCCGUGGAGUUUUUGGAGGAGUUGUUCAGAAUAUGCAUCUCCAUUGGAAGUUUCAUGAGACUGUACAAGUAUGCUGUGAUAACUUCCCCAAAGAAAAAAUAAAGGAAAUGGCCACCAUGCUAGCAAGACUGAGUGGGGGCAUAGUAAUAAACAUCCAUAAUGUGAAGACCAUUAUCAUGUUCCGAGGCAGAAAUUAUCGCCAACCAAAAAAUUUGAUACCCAUGAAUACCCUCACGAAAAGGAAGGCAUUAUUUAAAGCCAGAUUUGAGCAAGCUCUUGAAUCUCAGAAGUUAAACAUCAAGAAAAUAGAGCAGAAACUCCGACGAAUGGGUGUGAAUCCAGAGGAUCCAGUUGCCAUGGCUAGUAUCCAGAGAGUGGCUUCCACAUUCUUCAAUGCUAUUGACAAGAAGGAAGGAAGUCCUUAUGUCUUUCAAGGGGACAGAGAGUCAACAGCUCAGCCCUUCGAUAAUUUGGGACAUCAACAACCUGCUGAUGAUAGUGAGCAGGAGGAUCUGGACAAUUUUAUAGCUGAAAUAGAGGAUGCAGCAGAUAAGGAGUGGGCUGCAGAAGAAGCUGCAGAGAGAGAAGAAAUUGGCAGGAUUAGGUAUUGGAACAAAGAAGAUUUUGGUGGAAGGAUUAGAAGACCAGAAUUGCAUCGAAAUGACGUUUCAUAUGGAGAAGAUCAAGGAGCAAGGCGUUGGAAGGAUGCACAAGAGAAGCGGAGGAGUGCUGUUAGAGAUGAGGAUAGUGACAUGUCCGAGGACGGUGAUCAGUGGGAUUCUGAUGAUGUUAGGGAUGAGAGUAAUCUUGAGAGUGAUGCUGAUGAUUCUGAUGAAGUUCACAGUAGAUCUAGACAUUUACAGAGGAAUCAAGACAGAGUUCAGAGAAACAAUAAUAGCAAGGGUUUCAGAAGAAAUCCAGGAGGCAAAUUCAAAGGAGAGAUGGUCGAGGAAGAUUCUGAAGCUGACAGUGAAAUGUCUGAGGAAGAACAUAAAUUGAGAGCAUCAAGAGUGGAGGCAAGUCAUCGGUUUCAGAAUAAGGGGCGUAAAUCAGAAGAAAUGUUGAGCGACCUAGACGAUGCAAUGUGGGAAUCAAAUUCUGAGCAAGAAGACGACUUGACAGCUCGUCAAGAUUCGGGGUUCGAAGAUGCAUUUAAUGAUUCAGAAAUUGCAGUGUUGGAAUCAGAUACUGGUGAAGAAUUUGGAGCUGGCAGUGAAGGCAAAUACAAUCAUAGGCCAAGUGGUGGCAAUGACGAUUACUACCUGAAUCAAGAUGACAGGCACAGAGCGAAUAACAAGAAGACGACUCGGAAAGAGUUGGAUGAGAAUUGGGACAGUGAUUAGUUCAUUACUUGUGGAGACAUUCCACAUUCUUUCCAUGAUGAAUCACUCGGACGGACAAAAAGAAACUAUAUUUUUCAAACUUUUCUUUCUUUUCUUAUAUCAUUGAAAGCAGAGUCCGUGUUAGUUGAAUGUGACAAUGGUGGAGAAAAGAUUGUAUUUGUACCCUUUGACAGAGAAGGCAACAUAUAAGAUGAAGCAGUCUGAUGCAAUUUUGCUUCUGUUUUGAACAUUCACUGAAAGAAAUGAAGAUGGGGUUUAUCACUUA